Lycium ferocissimum is the source of this 2468-nucleotide messenger RNA. RefSeq names its product endoglucanase 25-like. Gene Ontology annotation, molecular function: hydrolase activity, hydrolyzing O-glycosyl compounds. Gene Ontology annotation, biological process: carbohydrate metabolic process. The record is from RefSeq and is a predicted model, not a curated record. The transcript has 6 exons. NCBI's taxonomy places the organism in Eukaryota, Viridiplantae, Streptophyta, Magnoliopsida, Solanales, Solanaceae. The coding region runs from base 256 to 2106 and encodes 616 amino acids.
CGGUGUCUUGUGUAUAUUUCUCCACCAAGAUUCCAGCACAAAAUUGUACGCAUUGCAUCUAUCUUCAUAUAUUAGUACAUUAUUGCCACUACCUCACUCCUCAAUCUCUCUUUCUCACCCACUUUCCUCUUCCUCUUCUUCAUCUCCCUACAAUACCCCUCAAAGAUGAGAUCUUGAGCUGAGCAAAUCAACACUUGUCCAUUAUUUUCACAAUUCUGAAUAUUCUUGGAAAGUGUUGUUGUUUUAGCUGACAGUAUGUACGGGAGGGAUCCAUGGGGAGGGGCACUAGAGAUGAACGCAACAGAUUCAGCAACAGAUGAUGACAGGAGCAGGAACUUGCAGGAUUUCGAUAAGGCAGCUUUGUCAAGAAAUCUUGAUGAAACACAACAGAGUUGGUUAUUAGGACCAACAGAACAGAAGAAGAAGAAAUAUGUGGAUCUGGGUUGUCUUAUUGUGAGUAGAAAAGUCUUCAAGUGGACUGUCGGUUGUAUUAUUGCUGCUGCUCUCAUUGCUGGAUUUGUUACUCUUAUUGUCAAGACUGUUCCUAGGCACCGACACCAUAAUCCCCCACCAGAUAAUUACACUCUCGCUCUUCGUAAGGCCCUUAUGUUCUUCAAUGCACAGCGCUCUGGGAAACUCCCUAAGCACAACAAUGUAUCUUGGAGGGGGAGUUCAGGUCUGCAGGACGGCAAGUCGGAUGAUUCAACUAUGUUUAAGAAUUUGGUUGGGGGAUAUUAUGAUGCAGGAGAUGCAAUAAAGUUUAACUUCCCUCAAUCAUUUGCUCUCACUAUGUUAAGUUGGAGUGUGAUUGAGUAUAGUGCAAAAUAUGAAGCUGCUGGGGAGCUCAGUCAUGUCAAAGAUAUUAUUAAGUGGGGGACUGAUUACCUCCUCAAAACCUUCAAUUCCUCUGCUGAUACCAUUGAUCGAAUUGUUGCACAGGUGGGGAAAGGGGAUACUUCAGGAGGACCAGAUCCGAAUGAUCACUAUUGUUGGGUGCGUCCAGAAGACAUUGAUUAUCCACGGCCUGUAACUGAAUGUCACAGCUGCUCAGAUCUUGCUGCGGAGAUGGCUGCUGCUCUGGCUUCUGCUUCCAUUGUUUUUAAGGAUAACAAGGUCUACUCACAAAAGCUUGUCCAUGGUGCUAGAACUCUCUUUAAGUUUUCCAGGGAACAGCGUGGCAGAUACAGUAGCGGUAAUGAAGCUGAAAUAUUCUACAAUUCUACUAGUUAUUGGGAUGAGUUUGUGUGGGGUGCGUCCUGGCUCUAUUAUGCUACAGGAAAUUCUUCGUAUCUUCAGCUUGCUACAACUCCUGGUAUCGCCAAACACGCUGGUGCUUUCUGGGGAGGUCCUGAUUAUGGCGUGCUCAGCUGGGACAAUAAGCUCGCUGGUUCACAACUGCUUCUAAGCCGUUUGAGAUUAUUUUUGAGCCCUGGAUAUCCUUAUGAAGAAAUUUUGAGUACGUUUCAUAACCAGACAAGCAUAAUCAUGUGCUCUUUCUUGCCAUUCUUCUCUUCUUUUAACCGCACGAAAGGAGGGCUGAUUCAGUUAAACCAUGGAAGGCCUCAGCCUCUUCAGUAUGUAGUCAAUGCUGCCUUCCUGGCUACCUUGUAUAGUGACUAUCUUGCAGCUGCGGACACCCCUGGAUGGUAUUGUGGACCCAAUUUCUACUCCACCGAUGUCAUACGUGAAUUUGCACAGACUCAGAUUGACUACAUCCUUGGAAAGAACCCCAGGAAAAUGAGUUAUGUUGUGGGCUUCGGCAAUCACUAUCCAAAACGUGUCCACCACCGAGGUGCAUCAGUUCCUAAAAACAAGGUCAAGUAUAAUUGUAAAGGAGGAUGGAAGUGGAGGGAUUCAUCUAAGCCUAAUCCGAAUACUCUUGUCGGAGCUAUGGUUGCUGGACCAGACAAGAAUGAUGGUUUCCAUGAUGUUCGUACUAAUUACAAUUAUACCGAACCAACACUUGCGGGAAAUGCCGGUUUAGUUGCAGCCCUCGUGGCUCUAUCGGGAGAUAAAAGUGUUGGAGUCGACAAGAACACAAUAUUCUCUGCAGUACCACCCAUGUUCCCUACUCCACCGCCCCCGCCAGCUGCUUGGAGACCAUAAUUUGUUGAAUAUUACUUUUAUCAACCCCGUCUUGUAUGACCAUAGAUUCAUUUUUUUUUAUUUUUUUUUUAAUAAUGUGGUUGAUAUGGAUUCUGGUACCAAGAAGUUUGAAGCAAUAUGAAGGUCAAGAAACAGGAUGAGCACAUCGAACGUAUAGCUUGGGCUCAGCUUGGUCUAGAAUCUGGAUGUAGAACUCUUUUUUGAAGAAGUGCCCAACGGCGUGUCUGUUAUUUGCAAUGUAUCAAUAUACACAGUUUGUAUGUAUGUAACAAACCAAUGAUAUACUCAUUGAAAACUGGAACAUGAAACGGCCUCAAUUUUUGUUGGGUAAGCUUUCAAUUAAUGCCCCACAGUUAUGUGAA